AUGAAGCAAAAGAUCCUGAUAAGAGUUGCUAUGACUGAUGAUACAACCCGAGCAAAAGCAAUGAAAAGCGCGGUUCAGUUUAAAGGCGUGUCAGCUGUGGAAAUAAAGGGAGAUCACAGGAACCAGAUUGAGGUGACUGGUGUCGAAGUCGAUAUGAUCUGUCUAACCAGCACACUAAGGAAAAGAGUAGCCUUUGCGGAGCUUGUAAGCGUAACCAAAGUUGAACCACCGAAGAAACCCGAUGGAGACAAAAAGCCAGAUGACAAGAAACCCGAUGAGAAGAAAACUGAGGAGAAAAAACCCGAGCCAUGUUAUCCACCAUAUUAUCCACCAUGUUAUCAACCAUGUUAUCAACCUUGGCCUCAAGGAGAUGGUGUGCCAUCUUCCUAUCCCCACCCGAGUGAUCCCUACAACUAUAUCGGGGAACCCGUCUACAAUCAGGAACCAAAAUGCACGAUCCUGUGA
This is a messenger RNA of Arabis nemorensis, 465 nucleotides long. NCBI's taxonomy places the organism in Eukaryota, Viridiplantae, Streptophyta, Magnoliopsida, Brassicales, Brassicaceae. The record is from the annotation of a GenBank genome assembly.